This is a messenger RNA of Echinops telfairi (small Madagascar hedgehog), 3615 nucleotides long. RefSeq names its product phosphatidylinositol-4-phosphate 5-kinase type 1 alpha (gene PIP5K1A). Gene Ontology annotation, molecular function: phosphatidylinositol kinase activity. The transcript is spliced from 15 exons. The coding region runs from base 358 to 1992 and encodes 544 amino acids. NCBI's taxonomy places the organism in Eukaryota, Metazoa, Chordata, Mammalia, Afrosoricida, Tenrecidae. Gene Ontology annotation, biological process: phosphatidylinositol metabolic process. The record is from RefSeq and is a predicted model, not a curated record.
GCUGUCAGGCCUUCUCACGCCUCCUCACUCCUUUAGGCGGGGGGCGGCUCCAGCGCGGGGUCUGGGCCUCUGACUUGAGCCGGACUCCCUUGUGAAGGGCGAAAGCAGCCCCGCGGGAAGCGGUUAAAGUUGCGGAGGGGUUGCGAGAUGGGCGUUCUCCCCCCCAGGCUGGCCUAAUGGUGCGGCCCUGAACUGGUCCGGGAGCCGGCCCGACGUGUCGGCGAGAGAGGCCCCGGAGGGGGCGGGGAGGUGGCCCCCGGAACGCGGGUUCUGUGAAGAGACGUGAGGAAGAUUCGAUUCCGAGGAGACGAGCUCGCUUGAAAGGGAGCGAGGGCGCUGAGUUGGGGGGCUACCAAGAUGGCGACGGCCUCCUCUGGGCCGUCGACGACCGCGUAUUCGCUCGCGGAUUCCUGCAACACCUCGUCCGCAGCAUCUGCAGUCAGGAGACCCAUGGCAGCUGAGGUUCCUUGUGCUUCUGGCAUGCCCAUUAAGAAAAUAGGCCACCGGAGUGUUGAUUCCACAGGAGAAACAACAUAUAAAAAGACAACCUCAUCAGCCUUGAAAGGUGCCAUCCAAUUAGGCAUUACUCACACUGUGGGGAGCCUAAGUACCAAACCAGAACGGGAUGUCCUCAUGCAAGAUUUCUACGUGGUGGAGAGUAUAUUCUUCCCCAGCGAAGGGAGUAAUCUGACUCCUGCUCAUCACUACAAUGACUUUCGUUUUAAGACAUAUGCACCCGUUGCCUUCCGCUACUUUCGGGAGCUAUUUGGCAUCCGGCCCGAUGAUUACUUGUACUCUCUUUGCAGUGAGCCUCUGAUUGAACUCUGCAACUCUGGGGCCAGCGGCUCCCUUUUCUACGUAUCCAGUGACGAUGAAUUCAUCAUUAAGACGGUCCAGCAUAAAGAAGCGGAGUUUCUCCAGAAGCUGCUUCCGGGAUACUACAUGAACCUCAACCAGAACCCUCGGACAUUGCUGCCUAAGUUCUAUGGAUUGUACUGUGUGCAGGCAGGUGGUAAGAACAUUCGAAUUGUAGUGAUGAACAAUCUCUUGCCACGAUCAGUCAAAAUGCAUGUCAAAUAUGACCUGAAGGGCUCAACCUACAAACGGCGGGCUUCUCAAAAAGAACGAGACAAGCCUCUCCCUACCCUAAAAGACCUGGACUUCAUACAAGACAUACCUGAUGGUCUGUUUUUGGAUGCUGACAUGUACAAUGCUCUGUGUAAGACCCUGCAGCGUGACUGUUUGGUACUUCAGAGCUUCAAGAUAAUGGACUACAGCCUUUUGGUAUCCGUCCACAACACAGAUCAUGCACAACGAGAAGCAGUAGGCAGUGAAGCACAGAAUUCAACUGACACUCGAAGACCAGCCCCCCAAAAGGCUCUGUAUUCCACAGCCAUGGAAUCCAUCCAAGGCGAGGCUCGACGGGGCGGCACGAUGGAAACUGAUGACCAUAUGGGUGGCAUCCCUGCCCGGAAUAAUAAAGGGGAAAGGUUACUGCUUUAUAUUGGCAUCAUUGACAUUCUACAGUCGUACAGGUUUAUUAAGAAGUUGGAGCACUCUUGGAAAGCUCUGGUACACGAUGGGGACACCGUGUCAGUGCAUCGCCCAGGCUUCUAUGCUGAACGGUUCCAGCGCUUCAUGUGCAACACAGUGUUCAAGAAGAUCCCCUUGAAGCCUUCUCCUUCCAAAAAGUUUCGGUCUGGAGCAUCUUUCUCUCGGCGAGCAGGCUCCAGCGGCAACUCCUACUGCCAGCCAGCAGUCUCUGGGGAACACAAGGCCCAAGUGACCACAAAGGCGGAAGUGGAGCCAGGGGUCCCCCUCGGUCGCCCGGAUGUUUUACCUCAGACUCCACCUAUGGAAGAAACCAAUGAGGAGUCGUUUAUUUCGGACCCCAGCUGCACACCUGUAGCUGGACAGGAUUUGCACAUGCUAGCUGCAAGUUCAUCCCUCCUGGAAAAGCUUGAAAUUACAGAGUCAGAGUUCUCCCAUUGAGCGUAAAGCCUCAGCAAACCUGGAAUAAGACUUCACCACCUCUAUGGCCCCAGCAGUGCUGAGUUUCUUCUUGAUCAUCGAAAGAAAGAGGAGUGUCAUGGAGUCCAGAGGAGCUUGCUCCCUCGCGCUCUCCUGCCUGAAGAAGAAUCUCCUCUCCCCCUCCUCCUCCUCGUGAAUGGGCACCAGUGCCUUGGACAGUUGAGGACAGCAGCUCUCCUCUUCGCCAGAGCGGGUGACAUGCAUUUCCAACUGGCUCGUGUUGGCUUCCACGACUGAUUGUUCCAACCCUCUUGUGUGUACGGGAAGUGGGGUGCCAGACUUGGUUUUCUUCCCCCUCAUCCACUGUUCACCAGGAGGUGGACUCCUAACCCCUCAGGACAGACUGGCUGGCACAUUAUCCUAUCUUAGCUCUUUCCCGAAGAAUCCCUGCAAUCUUCAGAAAGGUUUUUGGUGGCAUGAAGGUCUUUAACCACCUCCAAACCUUUAUUUAUUUUACUUAAAAAAUUUUUUCUUAAAGGAAAAAAAAAGUGCACAGCACACAUUUCAACUGAAGACUAUUUCAGAUCAAAAGUAUCAGAGAGCUGAGUAUGUGUGUUCACAGGACCCCCUUCGAAGAGCCCGGUGUUCAGGAAGCGGAAGUGUGGUAUUUGCUCUGCCAGGAGCCUUUCUCCUUUCUUGCCUCUCUGGAUGGAUUUGUUAGGGCUGAAGGAAUGGAGAGAGUGGGACCUGGGGUAAUUUUUACCCCUUUUGUUAAAACAAUGGGGCUAAGAAAUAGCUCCCUUUCUAGGCAGGACCUUAGUAACUGCCAAGCCAUCAUGAUUAUUACUGUUUUGCGAUUUGAAAUGUAUUCUGCUUGUUUUUCUAAAUAUAAAGACUUAUCAAAGGAAUUGUACAGCCUCUCCAAAGGAGAUCUCCUCUUUGUUCUUCCCCUUUUGUUCCCACAGUGUUCUGCUGUUUGUGAAGCUGAGGGGGAGGGACACCUGUGUCAGUGGAGCAGGCAGUCCAGAUUUUAUGAAGUGCGAGACUAUUUUCUUAAACUCGUGGGGAGCCAGCAGACUCUUGCCUUGGGUGAGGUCAGUGCUCUGCCACAUGCCCUGUCCCCUCUCUUUGUGCAGAAAAGGUUAAAAUGGGUUAAGUAAAUCCUCUCCAAAGGUGGUGGUCCUUCAUCAGGUGGACCCGCCCACUUUGGUCAGGAAGAGCGGGGGGCCAUGGCACCUCAGGCAGAUUACUGAGCUCCCAUAUUAUCCUCUGUCUCCCCACCCUGCCUUGACAUAGGUUAGUCUGUACCCUGAGUAACUGUCUAUAUUAGACACCUCCAGCCAGUUUCUGGCUGCCUGUCUUUGCUGCCGUGUUCUUUUUUACAAGAAGGAAAGAAACAGUUCUUGCUAUUUUUUUUUCAUAAUGUACUAUUUAUGAUGUAUUUAAGUGUUUCAUUCAGGACAGAGUUCUGUAGGAGUGGGAGGGAAUAUGUGAGGGAGGACUGGGUCUUAGGGAAGGGAAUGAAGUAUCAAAAUUUUUAUGAAAUGUCACUAUUUGCCUCUUUGUAUUGUUCAGAAAUGGCAAAUGCAAUAUAAGUGAUAAAUAUCUGGUUUUAAUGUAUUAAACUUUUAUCAGUUAUUUAGA